AUGUCAUGACGCACUUACCGGAAGUGGAGCUAACACAGUUAGCCCAGUGUACUUAAUUAUUAUGAUGUAUGAAUAAAAUUGAUACUAAGAAAAUUAUGAAAUAACUGAAGAGGAGUUUCAGUAUACAAUUCCCAGAAGAAAUGACGCAAAUAAUAAAGGCGGCUGUGUCAUUGCGGGUUAUACUGACUCUUUAUCUGUUGCUGUUGGACCUUGCCGUGGAGUCUACCUCAGAAUUUAAUCCUUAUCAAAUUCUUGGAGUUACCAAGAGCGCAAGUCAUGCCGAAAUCAAGAAGACGUACAAGCGGCUAGUCAAAGAAUGGCACCCAGACAAGAACAGAGAUCCAGGGGCUGAAGAUAUGUUUAUCAAGAUAUCAAAAUCCUAUGAGAUCUUGUCCAAUCAGGAGAAGCGAGCAAAUUAUGACCAGUAUGGCCAGACGGAUGACAACCGCCAGCACGGGCAGCCACGUCAGGGGUUCCGCCACUUCCACGACAGCUUCUACUUCGACGAGUCCUUCUUUCACUUCCCGAGGUCCAGCCGCGACUUCGCCGACAGCAAGUACAUGCUGCACUACACGCAAUACAUGAGCGACAUCAUCCCGGACAGCUUCCGCAAGCCGUAUCUGAUCAAGAUCACCUCCGACUGGUGCUUCACCUGCAUCCACAUUGAGCCCGUGUGGAGGGAGACUGUGCAGCAACUGGAGGGUCUGGGUGUUGGUAUUGGCGUGGUAGACAUUGGCUACGAGAGGCGGUUGGCUGACCAGCUGGGGGCACACCGUACCCCCUCCAUCCUCGGACUGAUCAACGGGAAAGUCACUUUCUUCCACUACUCCAUCGUCACGGAGAACCUGCGGCAGUUUGUGGACUAUUUGUUGCCACAGAAACUGGUUGAAAAGGUCACUGAUGGAAACUACCAGGAUUUCUUAGACAGUUGGCACGAGGAGAACAAACCCCGCUUGCUUCUGUUUGACCAAGUGCCUGCAGUUCCUCUGCUUUACAAGCUGGCAGCAUUUGCUUACAAAGACUAUGUGCGUUUUGGAUAUGUGAACCCGGGUUCGACGGAGACCGCAAACCUCAUCCAGCAGUUCAACGUCAACACCUACGCCCCCACCAUGCUCCUCUUCAAGGAGAAUACUAACAAGCCAGCCGACAUCAUUCAGGCCAAAGGGAUGAAGAAGCAAAUCAUGGAUGAGUUUAUCUCGUCCAACCGGUUCCUCGCUGUGCCACGGCUGGUGAACCAGAAGUUCUUUGACGAGCUGUGUCCCGUGAAACAGUUCCACCGACGCAGGAAGUACUGCGUCCUCCUGAUCACCGGCGCAGAAGAGUCCUUUGCCCCAGGGAACGCUGCUUUCCUCUCCUUCGCCGAGUUCAACACCAAGGCGGUCCUGCGCUUUGCCUACGUCUACCAGAGACAGCAGCAGCCGCUGUGCGACGCCCUGCUAAAGAGCCAGGAGAGCAGGCUGCCCCAGGUGGUGAUCCUGGAGAGGCGGAACGCCGCUGGGAAGGUCCUGUACAGGGCUGUCACGGGGGGGUGGAACGGCAGCGAAGAGGACAAGUACCGUCUCCACGAGCAGCUGGACAACCUGCAGAAGGACCCCUCCUUCCUCCGCCACGACGCCAUGCUGCCGGAGCUCAACAACGAGUUCUCCUCCUGGAUUUAUUCGGCGUAUGAGUACCUCUCUCAGACUAUGGAUGAUUUUCUUCACAGUAACGGGCUUGAAGUGAUGCCUCUGCUGUCUUUGCUCUCUGCCGUGUUCAUCCUCCUCGGCACCGUCAUCAUCCUGGCCUUCAGCGAGCGCGGAGAAGAGAAACAGACGAAGUCGAAGCCGAAAGAGGCGCCGAGGACUGAGAGCGCGUCAGGAAACCCCGCUAACGUUACCUCACCAAGCCGUCCCCCGAAGAAGAACUUUGUGGAGGUGACGGAGCUGACGCACCUCACGUACACCAACAGCCUGCUCAGGCUGAGGCCGGGACACAUCAACGUGCUGCUGGUGUUCACCGACGCCUCCAAGAACGCCCUGCUCAGCAAGUUCGCCAAGGAGGUGUACUCCUUCACCGGGAGCCAGGCGCUCCGCUACUCCUUCCUGAACGCGGACAAGCACAGGGAGUGGGUGGACUCGGUCCUGCAGUUUGCCCAGGACCCCGCGCAGCUCCACAGUGACAAGGCCCCCGGCCUCCUGGCGGAUUACGACGGGUACGUGAUGGCCCUCAACGGACACAAGAAGUACUUCUGCCUCUUCAGGCCCGUCCACACCACCGACGGCCUGGGGGGGCGCUCCUCCGACGAGGGGGGGGCCGGGACGGGCGGCAGGUCGAGAUCGGCCUCAAGGGAGGAACACAACUCCUCCUCCACCUCCACCCUCCACAUCCACCACAGACUGGACCGGCUGGGCCUCUGGAUGGAGCGGCUGAUGGAGGGCAGCCUUCCCAGGCACUAUAUCCCAGCCUGGCCCUGCCUGGACACCAUCACAGCACACAAAUAGGCCUUUCGCUGGGGGUGGCAGAACCCCCUCCGGUUUAGCCGUCCGGCCGAUCGAGUCCCCUCGUCUGAUUGGAGAGCGAGAAUGUGUCUUGGGUAGUGGAAUGUUUGUAGGAGGACUCCGCUUGAAAGCACUGCGUUAGAUGGUUUUAUAUUAGGGGACUAGGUUUCUGGCCUAAAACCAGGAGGUUGUUUGAUCCAGUCCCACAACACUGUUUACCACUAGCUCUCACAUUGUUUUUUGAUAUUUUAAAAUAAUUGUUUUCAAUGUUUAUGAGCACCACAAGUGCUUUGCUGCUUUAGAGACCAGGAUGUUGAGUUACUUCAAUUCCCUGUAUACAAAUUGCUGCUAUGUUUACGUUUAGAGUUGAAGUAGAAUUUUAACUUGAAAUCCAUCCAUAUUGUAGAGAUGCCCUUGCAACACAUUGCUCUUAAUCGUGUUGCAACUGAUAUCUUUACAACACCGUAUGCCCCACAAUGCUUUAUUUCUUUGCUGCUAUGCCUGUGUUUGUCUUUCACCGCUUGUCCUUAAAGAAUGGUUUGGUGCUGUUUAAUAUGAGUCGACAUUCUACAUUGUAUGCGGACAUUUCUGCUUUUUCAUUUGCAUGUGGAAAAGGGUUUGUUAGCUGCUUUGUUUGUUACUUUGCAGAGCAGGUAACCCGCCCUGAAGCCUGGCUGAUGUUUCAUUUUGUCAACCUGUAGAAGUAAGCUCGCGACACAAAUGUGCACGCAUUUGACUCUUUAAAGUGGCAAUCUAUGAUUUUUUUUAUUUGAACAAAUAACAUAUUUCAGACCUAUUCCCACCUAUUCUAGCAAUGACCAUUGAGCUCAUUUGCAGAUAACUCACAGAUAAUUUAUUGAAAUGACACUGUUAAGAUGCCCUCUAUUGAAAUAUAUGCAGGGGAACCUCCUAUGGAAGAAAGGAUUGUUGCGAUGCAGAGAUGUGUAGUUUGUGUGACAGUGGAGAGUUGGAGCACAUUUGUUUUUGUUUGCAGUAACUUUACAACAGUGGCCAUAAAAAAGAAAACCACACUGACAAUCAGGAGGAGGAAAACAUGUGAGAAGGCUGUAUGUCGCACAGAACGAUGGGUAUCAAAGUGUAGAGUAGACCUGUCGUGGCUGCCAGUUGCCAUGGGUGGCCACUAAAUACACCAAAACUGAGGAAACCGUAGAUUGCCACUUGUGUUUUUACAAGUUGUUUUUACAAGUUUUAAAAAUGAUCUCCCUUGGCUGCUGAAAUUCUUUCAGCUGUGCUCCUUGUGUGGGGUGUGCAUAUAAUCUAAUUAUGGCAAGAAGCAUACCAUGACACUGGGUAGGUUAAUGUAGGAUACUAGUGAGAGACAUCUGAGGACACAUUUGCACUGUGCAAUGGCAAUUUAACAAGGCUACACUUAAUGUGCUGUAAUGUGUACUAGGUCGAAAUGGCAUACUGCUUAUCUGCCUGUUUUCCAACAACAUCUGUCAGAGAAAUGGGAACAUUAACUCAAAGCGAGUUAACUUGGUACCUCUCUGCUGGAGGUCCGUAAAGCAGGGAUCAUCACAGCUGGCACUUGAAUUCAAAUCCAGCCCUGGUUUUCUUUUCUCCCAGGUAAUUAGCUGAACAGAAUUAGUGCCAGACUGCCUUCACACCUGAUUCCCAGGUAAAGGGAGUGUGGAAAACCAGCAGUUUUCUUUCUCCCUCCGUCGAGGACCGUGAUUUGAUGAUCCCUGCUCUAAAUGUGCAUGAUAACAGAGGCAGAUGGAGCUACUGGCUGUAGUUACUGAACUGAAGUGAACACUGUAGAAUGUGUAGAUCGGUUGCAUAAAGCUGCCUGUCGUGGCCUAAAUUCAGGUACUCCGUUUCAUGUCCCUGCUAGGGGACACAGAGCCGUCUUCAGUGAUUGUGUGUGAAAAUAAAAGGGAAAAUGUUUGGCUGGUCACAGCAAGCUUGUGUCAGCCUUUUGCAGGGUACAUUCAGCUCACUGCUUUUCCUUCUCAAAUCCUUUUCUGCUUUUUCCCAUACAGUAGUAGUAUUUUAUUUAUUCAUUUUUCCAUGAUUUUAUGAGCUGGGCGUGUGAGAGUGUGCUGGCUGUGUGAGUGUGUGUGAGUGUGUGCUGGGCGUGUGAGUGUGUGUGAUUGUGUGCUGGGCGUGUGAGUGUGUGCUGGGCGCGUGAGUGUGUGAUUGUGUGCUGGCUGUGUGAGUGUGUGUGAUUGUGUGCUGGCUGUGUGUGUGAGUGCGCUGGGCGUGUGAGUAUGUGCUGGCUGUGUGAGUGUGUGUGAGUGUGUGCUGGGCGUGGGAGUGUGUGCUGGGUGUCUGAGUGUGUGUGUGAGUGUGUGCUGGCCGUGUGAGUGUGUACUGGCUGUGUGAGUGUAUGUGAGAGUGUGCUGGCUGUGUGAGUGUGUGCUGGGCGUGUGAGUGUGUGCUGGGCGUGUGAGUGUGUGCUGGGCGUGUGAGUGUGUGCUGGGCGUGUGAGUGUGUGCUGGGCGUGUGAGAGUGUGUGAGUGUGUGCUGGGCGUGUGAGUGUGUGCUGGGCGUGUGAGAGUGUGCUGGGCGUGUGUGAGAGCGUGUGAGAGUGUGCUGGGCAUGUGAGAGUGUUUGAGUGUGUGCUGGGCGUGUGAGUGUGUGUGAGUGUGUGCUGGCUCUGUGAGUGUGUGUGAGUGUGUACUGGGUGUGUGAGUGUGUGCUGGGUGCGUGAGUGUGUGUGAGUGUGUGCUGGGUGUGUGAAAAAAUUGAUAGUAAAGGUGAGGUAAGCGACUCGGGAGGUUUUGUGAUUUCAGUAAGGGCGACGUUCCUGCAUGUGUUUGAGGAAGAGACCAGUUCUAGGGGGUUUCUUCAUCAGGGUCAGCUCAGCUCUGCGCUCCUCUAGGGGGCCAUAUGCUCUGAAAUAUCCUGCUGACACUAAACGUUGCAGCAAUGUUUUUUUUUUUCAGUGCUACAACAUUGCUACCACAUGGCAGCACCAAUGGACCUUGUGCAAGAACCACUCCUAUGAACAGAUUUGUUUUUCUGAAUUUUCUCUUAUUUAUACCGCAUAAAUAAUGCAUUUGGUUCAUUUCCUCUGGACAGGCUUGAAGUGCAGGUCAGUGCAGCUUGCCUGACUCACAGAACCUCGGAUCAAAUAUGAAUCAAGAUUAAUCAACUUCAUUGCUUAUUCCCAGACUCAAAUGUUUUCAGAAAGUAUUUCAGGAGGAAUAAGAGAAGUUCAAUUCUUUGUUUGGCCAAAAAACAAUGUCUGUCCAAUCAGGUGCAGACUACAUGGUAGACUUCCCUUGUUCUUGUUAAUCCGAUUGGCCAUUUAUCUGAGGGAAUACCCACCUACAGUACCAUAUAUACUUUAUUAUAACGGACAUCUCCAUUUAGGACAGUUUUCUGAAGUUUUCUUUUUUUUUUUUUUCAUACGAAAAAAGUAACAAAAAUGUAUAAGAAUGAGAAAAUGUUCUUGGAUGAGGCCCAUUAUGAGUACGUUUUGUGCUUUGAAGCUAGGUAGCCUCCAUACCAUUAUGAAGCCCUGGCAACUGCUGUACUCUGGUACAACUCAACAGUGCAGCUCAUAAGUAGAUGCGGCUUACCUGACACAUCUGUUAUUAAGCGUACACCAUUUUCAUUUAAUUUAUUCUGCAAUAACUGAAAUCUGAAUUGGGUGAGACGAUAAACUCGAAUCUGUAAAUAUGGCAGAGGAAUAUACAUUUUUGGUUUGGUUUAUGAAUAUUUAUUUUAUGCUCCACCUUGGUUCUUUAUCAAUAAUAAAGUAGAUUUUUCAAAGUCA
Conger conger (European conger) is the source of this 6222-nucleotide messenger RNA. RefSeq names its product dnaJ homolog subfamily C member 16-like. The record is from RefSeq and is a predicted model, not a curated record. Bases 141 to 2480 code for a protein of 779 amino acids. Lineage: Eukaryota; Metazoa; Chordata; Actinopteri; Anguilliformes; Congridae. The transcript has 15 exons.